Gadus macrocephalus (Pacific cod) is the source of this 2098-nucleotide messenger RNA. It is a transcript of the gene cerkl, whose product is annotated as ceramide kinase-like. Gene Ontology annotation, molecular function: kinase activity. The record is from RefSeq and is a predicted model, not a curated record. NCBI's taxonomy places the organism in Eukaryota, Metazoa, Chordata, Actinopteri, Gadiformes, Gadidae. The transcript is spliced from 15 exons. Bases 246 to 1826 code for a protein of 526 amino acids.
UUAACGUCGCGCGCACACCUGCUGCGUCGCGAGGGACCGGAUAAGCACACGCCGCGUCUCCAUGGAGACGGUGCUCAUGUGUACGCAGCCAGGCGGCUAAGUUGUUUAUGAAACUGUGCAGCUAGGUUGUUUGCGAAGCUAGCUGGCUAGGUAGUGAAUGAAGCUUGGUGGCUACUCGUUAACAUCAGAAGCCCAUGGUGUCCGAGGCGCCACGGUAACCUAGCAACACAAUUGAUUGGAAGAGGAUGAAGACAGAGAAGAGAGAGCACGAAGAACCCGGCAGUGUGUUGCUACGGGGAAUCUUCAAACUGGGGAAGAUCAGUCAUGAUGUCCUGCUCACCUCCACCUCCGUAUCCUGGACCCCUAUCACCCCUGACAACCCUACAGGCUACAGGUUAGUAACCAUGGCAGCCAUCAGCCCUGACAACCCCACAGGGGAACAGGGGUCUGAGCGGGGGUCACACAGGGUGUGGUUGAGGGAUGUGUUUGCGGUAAAGGUGAAGAGGCGUCGUGCUGCGGGCCAGCAGACUGGGGGCGCUGUGCUGGGCCUCUGUCUGUUCUGCAGCCACAGGACAGGAAACACCCUGCAGGAGGUCAGGACCCACCUCCUCAACACCUCCCUCAGCCUCUGUCACACCUGGGUAACCCAACUGACCCAGCUGCUGACAGUGCUCCCCAGGCCCAAACAGCUGAAGGUGUUCAUUAACCCAGGAAGCCAUAAGAAGCAGUCAGUCCUCAUCUACAGAGAACACAUCGCUCCCCUCUUCAGGAUGGCAGACAUACACACGGACAUCACCAUUACUGAAAGGAAAGGACACAUUCUGAUGGUAGUGAAGGAAUGCAGUCUCACACAAUACGACGGUGUGGUGUGUGUAGGGGGUGAUGGUACUGUAGCAGAGCUGGCCCAUGCCCUGGUUCUGAGGGCACAGCUAGAGUCCCAGAGGGACCCAGACUGUGAUCUCAACCCAGUCCAGGCUACUCUUCCCCUGGGAAUCAUCCCUGCUGGUUCCACAGACAUUAUUUCAUGUUCUGUCCAUGGAGUUAGACAUCCUAUCACAGCUGCUCUCCACAUCAUCCUGGGUCACCUCCAACAGGUAGACAUGUGUAGUUUCUCCUCUCUGGGCCGCUUGUUGACGUUUGGCUUCUCCGCCAUGUUUGGGUUUGGUGGGCGAAGCUUAGCGCUGGCGGAGAGGAACAGGUGGAUGCCUCCGUCACAGAGACGAGACUACGCCCUGGCCAAGACAGUUGCCUCACUAAGACCAGAGGAAUGUCACCUGUCUUUUCUUCCUGUAAAUCAAAAGCACAAGUCAGGAAAACGGAGGAGCAAGGAGCAAGACGCAGCGACAGGAUUGUCCUGGGAGACGAAGCCAGGAGUCUACCUGAGCAUCAGCAUCAUGUCCAUCCCCAGUCUGACUCCCCACGCCCCUCGAGGGCUGGCCCCAAACACCAGAUUGACCAAUGGCAGCGCCGAGCUCAUCACAGUGGGAAAUGCUUCGAGGUCAGAGUUCAUCAGACAUCUGAAGAGAUACAGCUGCCCAGAUGAACAGAGCUCUCUGUCUUUCGUUGAGACACGUUCAGUCACAGCUGUGAAGCUCCGCCCCUAUGGAUUGGUUGGCUCUCCUGGAAAAGGGGAGAAGGAGGAGGCAACAUCAGGGGACGAUUCAGAAGGCUCAUUCCCCUGGAAUAUAGACGGAGAGCUUGUGGAGAUGGCCCAUGAAGUAGUGGUCAGGUUCUCUGUGUUCAGGGUUCAUUCCAGACUCAUCUCUCUGUAUGGAGAGGACGUGGAGAAGGUCGACUCUCCUGUGAUGUCCUGCAGCUGCAUUUGAUCUACCAGAGACAGCUAGCACGCUGCUAGCCAAGAACUAGCACACCGCUAGCCAACAGAUAACAGCCGCUAGCCAACAGCACGGUCCGCUAGCUGGCAGCAAUCUUAGGGCAAACUGCUAGCCACAUAAACACACUGAAUGCAUGCUUAACCCCAACCACUAGCUAGCACACACGCACACACACACACACACACACACACACACACACACACACACACACACACACACACACACACACACACACACACACACACACACACACACACACACAA